AUGCAUUUCUCAACUCUCUUCAUUGUGGCUAUUGCCACCGGAGCACCAUUUGUAUGCGGAUCCCUUUUCUAAUAUCAAAAUCUUCACUAAUCAAUCCUAGGCAUUCGCAGAAGAACAAAAACACGGAGAACACAAGUUCAGCAAAUCCGGCCAAGCUUCUGGCUCCGUUCGACCUUUCCCAUCACCAUCUGGAAAGCCACACUUCACUGUCUCUCACCAUGCACCAACCUUCAAGCCUUCCGGGCACUCAAAACCCAGUGGACUUUCCAAGCCCAGCGGACUCCCAAAACCAAGCUCCAUCUCCAUCAGCGUCGAAGACACCCCAAUGGACGCAGCCGAGAAACCAAAAGCAACUGGGAAGGCACCUGGAAAGGCAUCUGGCAAGCCAUCCCUCGUAGCCCACAGUGGCAAGUCUGCACCAACAAUCUCCUUCAAGCUCCCAACCCACUCCAUUCAAGCCCACGCAUCCGGAAAACCUACCUUGAAACCACUCACCAACCUCCCCCACCCCAGCGGAAAGCCCAAGACUAGACCUUCCCCCCUCAGCACCGCAACCGCAACCGUCAUCCCCCUCCCAGAAGAGACCACCACCGAGACCAGCGAGAAGACAAAGCGCUUCAACAUGAACGCUCGAGAAAUCGAUGACUACGAGUCCCCACCCAUCAUCGCCGCGUCCGCAUCCACCAAGGUGAAGGCUACUCACACCAAGGCCCUUCAUUCCUCAGUCAAGUCUGCACACGCUGUUCAUACCGGCAAGGCACACUCUAUCAAGUCUUCUCCGGGCCAUGCACAUGCUACGGGUGGGUUUGCGCAUCCUUCUGCGCACCAUGGACACCAUGGGGGACCUAGUAGAUUUGUGACGAGCAAGAAGAUUGUGACGCGCACUGUUUCUGCGACUGCGUCUGGGAAGAAGGGGAAGCCUACUUUGAAGGCUGAGUAA
Molecule: messenger RNA, 940 nt
Organism: Hymenoscyphus albidus
Lineage: Eukaryota; Fungi; Ascomycota; Leotiomycetes; Helotiales; Helotiaceae
Source: the annotation of a GenBank genome assembly